UGUUCCAAACAGUAGAUGUAAUUAGCAAACUGCCUCUUCAGAAUUAAAUCCUGUGCGAAUGAAUUAACAACAGCAGCCAGAGAUGCACAAAGACAAAUAGAAAGGUGCCUUAUCAAACUAAUUCAAGCCUCACAGGAAGAUAUUAGGACACAUGACCAAAAGCUUAAACAAAGAGAUAGCCCAUUAAGAUUCCUCAAGUGGCCAGUGAGACACAUGGUGAUGUCAACAUGAAAACCAACACAACAAGCUUGGACAAUGAGACCCUGGAGAUGCUGACCAGCAAUGCGAUCGGAAUCGCCCUUCCCGCCAUUUACUUAGCAGUCAUCCUCAUCAGUCUGCCUGGCAAUGGCAUCUCCCUCUGGCUGCUUUGCUUCCACACACGGCCAAAGACUCCUUUAGUCAUCUUCAUGAUCAACCUGACCAUCACAGACAUCUUGCUUGCCUUUUUUCUCCCCUUUCAGAUUGCAUAUCACUUGAACCACUGUGACUGGGUCUUUGGCAAGAAUCUCUGUACAUUCCUUACCACCUUGUUUUAUGCCAACAUGUAUUGCUCCAUUUUGACAAUGACUUGCAUCAGCAUUGAGCGCUAUGUUGGGGUGGCAUACCCAAUUUGGUACUCGAAAGGGCGGAAAAGAUGGCAUGCUAUGAUUAUCUGUUUUGGGAUAUGGACGAUUUUAAUAAUUGUUUUAUUACCCUUGGAAUACAGUGAUUUAACGUUUGAAGUUAAGCAGCUCAACAUAACGACUUGCUUUGAUGUUCUUAAAAGAGACAUGCUUCCCAACAUGAAAACAUGGGGAUUGUUCCUCUUCACCCUAUUUGUGCUCCUCUUCCUGAUCCCAUUUACUAUUACUGUCAUAUGUUACACGCUAGUAAUACUAAAGCUGUCCCAAGCUUCUCAGACGGCACACAGUGAGCGCAAAAGAAGAGCUGUUUAUUUAGCCGCUAUCGUGCUCUUGGUUUUUGUUACAUGCUUUGCACCCAACAACAUCAUUCUCUUAAUUCACAUUAUACGAAGAAUUCGGUACAACACAGGGUGCUACACAGCAUACAAGUUGACCUUGUCACUAAGCUGUUUGAACAGUUGUCUCAACCCAUUUGUUUUUUGUUUCGCUUCAACAGAAUUCCAAAAACUUUUUCACCGUUUUAUAGGUCAGAGGCAGUCAUAUGGUCAAAGGAGCCCAACAGAGAUUCAGACAAAAUCGGUCUCCUUUCGGAGUUAGUAAAAAGAUUGGCGAUAUACGCGGCCAAAUCCAACAUUCAGGAAAACCCUCCCCAAAAAAACCAAAGAUCUCCCUGAUGACCUAUAGGUCAAACCCACCUGUAAUGGCAUGGGGCAUGAAGACUAGGUCAAUAUUCAAUUGGUUCAUCUCGAUUGAGAUGUUCUAUCCAUUGUACUAUAACUGUAUUCAGCUUCAAGGAUAAAGGAGGGAAAGAUUAGGUAGGAUUUUUAUUCCUGGCUCUUUGUUCAACGGCAUCUCUCAGAGAGCUCCCCACCACCCCCUACUGUGUGGAUAGGACUAAAUUUGGACCUGGACUCCAUAAAGAAUAAUCUACCAACGUUUACUAUCCAAGUUCAUACAUGUAGAAUGGAUACUUGGGCGAAGAAUAGGCUCACAUGUUCUAAACAUUAGUAAAGCACCAGAAAGAAACUAACAUUAACUUAUUUUAUUGGCUAGUGCAGGUAUUAACUUGGCUAGUUUAGUACCUCUGAUUCUGAAGGCUUUGUCCCAUUCUAGGGUGUGAGUACAUCAUCAAGGAGAGCUGUACCAUCA
Carcharodon carcharias (great white shark) is the source of this 1772-nucleotide messenger RNA. Its product is annotated as P2Y purinoceptor 8-like. The coding region runs from base 228 to 1220 and encodes 330 amino acids. Gene Ontology annotation, biological process: phospholipase C-activating G protein-coupled receptor signaling pathway; thrombin-activated receptor signaling pathway; positive regulation of Rho protein signal transduction. NCBI's taxonomy places the organism in Eukaryota, Metazoa, Chordata, Chondrichthyes, Lamniformes, Lamnidae. Gene Ontology annotation, molecular function: thrombin-activated receptor activity. The record is from RefSeq and is a predicted model, not a curated record. The transcript is spliced from 4 exons. Gene Ontology annotation, cellular component: membrane.